AAGAGUUCGAAAUUUUUUCCUCGACGGUGUGUGUACCUCGAUUUAGUGUUUUUGAUUAUAUUUUUUCUGUGCUUCUCUAUUAACAACAAGAAAGAAAAAAAAACGAAAAUAUUAUUAACAAAAAGUUGAAAUUUUGGCAAAGCGUUGAAGUUGAAUCACCGACACCUUUGAUGGAAGCUCAUAAAUACAUACUGUCAAUAUAUGGGGCAUGACUUACGAGUAUAGGAAAACAAUUAGGAACAAUUGUUUAUGCAAUUUUGCAUUGAAAAUAUCGUCACUCAAGAAAAAAAAAAAAAAAACAAAACCAACAACAGAUUUGGGGUUGUUUCUAUCCGCAAAUAUUUACAAAUAACUAAAUAAAAACAACCAAUUGUCAAAAUCGUAUUGGUUGGCAAUGUGGCAACAUGCGGGAUCCAGCAAAGAAUCAAAAGUAAACAAAUUUGCAAUGAAGCAAAUAAAUGUGAGUGUGGUGGGUCUCUCCGGCAAUGAAAAGGAAAAAGGUCAAAUGGGCGUAGGAAAAUCAUGCCUAUGUAAUCGUUUCAUACGCCCAAUGACUGAUGAUUAUUUUAUCGAUCACAUAUCUGUGUUGAGCCAGUCGGAUUUUAGCGGACGAAUAGUUAACAACGAUCAUUUCCUGUACUGGGGAGAAGUUAAGAAAACCACAGACGAGGGCACCGAGUACAAUUUUAAUGUUGUAGAGCAAACCGAGUUCAUAGAUGAUGCUACAUUCCAACCCUUUAAAGUAGGCAAAAUGGAACCAUACUACAAACGUUGUACUACAACCAAAGUAGCAUCGGCUGAAAAGCUUAUGUACGUAUGCAAGAGUCAGUUAGGAAUUGAGAAAGAAUAUGAGCAAAAAGUAUUGCCUGAUGGACGCCUCACGAUCGACGGCUUUGUUGUUGUUUUCGAUGUCAGUCCAGUUCCAAAUCGAUCACUUGAGAAACAAGUUGAGUUCGUUCAUAACAUACUGAUGAAUUUGAUUAAGACAAAAAAACCCAUAGUAUUAGUUACGACAAAAAAUGAUGACGCCAGUGAAGCUUAUAUUCGUGAAGCGGAAAAAGUUUGUCAGCGAAAGGAAUACAAAGGCGCGAUUCAACUGGUUGAAACAUCAGCUCAUGAGUCAAUUAACAUCGAUAUGGCUUUUAUACUAUUGGCGCAGCUAAUUGAUAAGACUAAAAAUCGCACGAAGAUAACUACUUAUAACGAAGCAGCUCGGACACGCAAAGAACUUUUAGAUACAAGAACCGAAGCUGUUGCUAAGUUAAUUCGAAAUCAAAUAACUGAUUAUCAUACUCUAUGGUCGCACGGCUCAAAAAUGCUCGCACAACACCGGGAGUGGAACGAAUUCUUGGAUUUGUUCGGUCAAGAAGCUGGGCAGAGAAUUUUCCGAAGGCACAUGAAAAAAUUGCGAGAUGAUCAUUUGAACAAACGUCUUCAGCAAUAUAUGGAUGGAUUUGUUGGUGCUUUGCAGGAUAUUAUUCCUGACAUAGGCACAUUUAAUAUUGAAACUGACGAAGAUUGGAAUUCCGUUAGGAAUUACAUAAGAAAUCAUGUAGAAUUUGAUCAAUACUUUUUCGAUUGUCAACGUGCGCCCUGGACAGAUUUGAGUGAUGUCAGUGACAUUGAAGAUGAAGCAAGAAUUCCGUUUGAUAUUUUGGAUACUCCAGAAGCCGAAACUGUUUUCAAAAAUCAUUUGAACGCAUUGCAACAGGAACAAAAGAGAUUAGAAUGGAAGAAGCAAUUUAAAAAACUUCUAGAAGAGACUGGCUACGUAACACCAGGCAAACAGCUUGCUGAGGUUCGCGUCCUCUUUAUGGGUCGUGAAUGCUUUGAAGCACUCUCUGAACAUGAUUGUCAACAAAUUUACGAUAAUCAUCAACGAGAACUUAUUGAUAAGGCCAAGCACAAUUUCUUGGAGUUACUCUUAGAACAUGCAGAUCUUUUUCAACAUUUUAAAAAUUUAGAACCGUCAGGUACGAUUACCCAAGAUGACAUAAAAGAAAUUACUGAAGUAUUACAAGAUGAUUUAAGAUAUAAGUUAUUGGAUCGUCUUGACCAGGAUAGAAAAGUAAUGCUGUUCCAACAUCUUGGCUUUAUUCAUUGUCCAAUAAGAGAACAUUGUCCAGCUUUUCCCAACUGCAUGGAUUGCAUGAUUGAACGAAUAUUAAGCUCAAAGAAAACAAGUACGCUUUCAUCAAACAAAUGGAAAUCUCCAUCCACGGAAAGUAUUUUGAAUCUUCUGAUAAUGGGGUCAGAGCAUUUAGCUAGUGAUUUACUAAAUGACAUCCGAAUAAGUUCUGGUAGUGAAGGGGAAUAUAUUUACGAUAAUCAGACGUACUAUCUCAACUAUCGAAUUGUGAAUGGAGACAUGGAAUCUUUUAAGUCAAUUGAUUUUCAAUCUAGUGGUUUGAUUUGUGUUUACUCAAAUCAGCAAUCAUUUGAAACUUUAAAAGAUAACUUAGAACGCAGUUUACUAUGUAAUUUGGAAUUGGAAGAUAAAUUUGAAAAUCUACCUAUUGUUUUAGUCUAUCAACCACAUGAUUUAAAAGAAAACGAAAUUGACUAUUUACGUACUGAAGGAUUGCGCUUAGCCGAAAUGUUGCACUGUGAAUUUAUUGACACAAUGAACUUUUACCGACACCGUCAAACACCUCACCAAAAAUACGUGUAUGAAAUUCUUAACAACUUGAUCAUUAGCUUACGCCUAUCAGAUAUUAAAUGCGAUGAUUCAUAUCAGCCAGAUCAUCCAGACUUGAGAAUUAUCAUUUGUAUGUUUUGUGGUGAUCUAUAUUCUCCAGAGAGCGUUCUUGCUCCUUUAGUAUCAGAAUCUACGUUUAGUGUUACCCAGGAUCGAAGUAUUCUAGUAGAUACUUUCCUUGGAGAAUCAAAAAGACGAAUUGAAUUUAUAAUUUCUUCCUAUCAUGGAGCAAAUCAAUAUCGCGAUGAAUUGAUACACGGAUUUAUUUUGUUUUAUUCAACAAAAAGAAAGUCAUCUUUAGCCAAUUUAAAUGCUUUUACAAUGAACAUUCCAAACAUGCCAAUACAAAUAAUUGCAAUUACUGAAAACGGAGGUGCUAAUGCAUUUUUCAAUAAUGAUUUGUGUCAACUGUUAAUAACCGAAGGAAACUCGAUUGCUGAUCGAUACCGUGGUAAUUUUAUGACGUCAUCGGCUGGACAACCAUUGAAAUUUGCAAUUUAUACACCCUUUUUGAAGAAAGUCUGGGAUCGCAAGCCAGAAAUCGAAAGCCUCCACAUGGAAGAACCAGUCACUUUGGAUUCCGGAGAAGGCACUUUAGAGCACUCAAUGCAUCAUUUGCCACAGCCUCCACCAAGGCACGAGAGCUAUAUGCUUAAAAAUACUGCGGGUACUGAUGGUUCUGGCAGCGAAAAUUAUGAGCAUCUUCCAACCAGAUCUUUGAAUUCACUAAAUGUUAGACGUGUUAUGAAAAACGUUAUUUUCCGCAAGCUGUCUCCAUCACAUAUGAAAAGAACAACAAUCCUUGUGGCUACAAAAACUUGUGAAAAAGAUAUAUCCAUGGAUGAUACGUAUGAUGAUGAUAAGGAUGAGAAAGCUAGACUUUUACAUCAAGGAUUCCAGAUUUAUCCACCACCAACAACGCCCCCAGAGCCUGCACCUCCAGACCACCAUAUGGCUCCCUCAUCGAUAAUGCGUCAAUUCAAGGGGAAUUUAGUUUCAGCAUCUCAGUCCAGUUUAGACGAGAUCACAUCGGAUGUGAGCGGUUCAAAGGAUUCAUUGACAACUCAUGAUUCAGGUUGGCUGGAUGAUCAGCUCUUUAUAAGUCGAGAAGCCGAAAAACAUGAUGUCCGUGGCAGUGUUAGGAGAAACACGAUUUGGAAUAAUUUUAGCGGUUCAAAUCAUCAUGCAUUCACAACGGGACGUCGACAAAACGAGUCUAGUUUUGCAAAUAAAAUAAGACCAAAGGGACCUAGUCAGACUUUGAAGCAACCUGGUAAAUUGAACCUGAAGAACUUCCAGCUAGUGAGUGAUGCGGUAGCCCGGAUGAAUGUGAGCAGUGACACCAAUCUUGCAGAAGGUGAUAACAAAAACGUUUUAAAUUUAAAUAAUAAAUCGUCAAUAUUUGAUCAUGCUCCCCUUGCGGCUCCCGAAGAUGAUUCCGAUGAGAUGGCCGAAUACGCACAAAUUAAAAACGUAUACGGGGAUGAAGGUAACAAUGAUCAAAUGUACAACUUGCCACAUGAUUUGACACCAAGCAAAUCGAGCAAAUCUAGACAACGUCGGGAUAAAGAACAAAAGUAUUCGGAGUCAGAUAGUGAUUCGAGUUCAUCAGAACAGCGAAAAGCUAGAGAUGGUUACUACAAGAUGAACCGCAAGCAACAGACGCAUAAACGUACAAGGAAAAAGCGCGUUCCCAUUCCAGUUCAGCCACCAAAAGUUCCACCUUUUGGAACUUUUGUGAGUCCUCCUGAAAUUCCAAUGCAUUAUCAAAAAAUGAAAACUCUAGAAAAAGUUAAACACAUGCAUCCUGAUGUUCAAGAGGAAGAAUCAAGUGUAGAUGUGUCGUCUCCAAGGGAUAACAACUCCCCUAUAGUAAGUGACACGAUUUCGACCACACACGCAGAUACCGUUUCAUUUCUCAAAUUUCAGUUUGGUAUGGUGUCAAAACUGACAGGAGAUAAUGAAAAAUUGCUCGAUAUAAAAAUGAAACAAAAAAAUUGGAAAGAAGAAGAAAAAUUAGAAAAACGUCGUUUGAAAGAAGAGCAAGCAAAACUUCGAAAGCAACAGGAUAAAGAAAAAGAACAAGAAAAGAAAAUGAAACGGAAGUCUAAGCAAAACAGCAAGGCAUCAUCUGGUGCGAUUGAGAGUCUUGAAACAGCUUUAUCAUCUCUACCAGAGUUUAUGCAGUCUGAUAAAAAUAAUAUACCAAUAUUUUUGCACAAGUGCAUACAAUUUAUUGAACAGGAAGGUUUGGACUCCGAAGGUAUAUAUCGUGUUCCUGGAAAUCGUGCUCACGUGGACUUGUUAUUCCAAAAGUUUGAAGAAGAUUCGAACGUUGACAUUGAAUUGUUGGAUAUACCAGUUAAUGCUGUUGCUACGGCGUUAAAAGAUUUUUUCUCCAAGCGUUUUCCACCACUCUUCGACAAGGAAGUAAUGGCUGAGUUGGAAGAAAUUGCUGGUACACCAAACGUUAAACCAGAAACGGAAAUUGUAGGCUCACGAAAUAUGUCAUCUGCUAAACUAAGUAUGGAAGUAAAAACAGACCGCAGCUGCCGUUUGAUAUCAUUAAGAAAUCUGCUCAAUAAAUUACCGGUUGUUAAUUUUGCCAUAUUGAAGUUUAUUUUUCAACAUUUUGUUCGAGUAUCAGAAAACUCAAAACUCAAUAGCAUGGAUAGUAAAAAUCUCGCCAUUUGCUGGUGGCCAACACUUAUACCAAUUGAAUUCACUGAUAUGGGACAUUUUGAACAACUGCGUCCAUAUCUUGAAGACAUUGUGCAAACUAUGAUUGAUCAAUUCCCUUAUUUGUACUGUGGGGACAAGGCAUAGGAGACCAGAAUAAAAACAAAUUAUUAGAAAAUAAUAAUGUAUGUAAUGUGAGCAAAUGUUUUAACAAAACUAGCUAUUAUAUAUAAAAAAAAUUUGAUCAACAACAACAAUAUACAAAACUGAAUAUAAACAUAAAAGAAUAGUAAUAAAACAUUACCUACUGUUAAGCAAAAGAAAAAAAUAUGAAUGAAACUUACCUUUAACAAUUACACGAAACAGAAAUAUAUUUUUUAUUUUUUUAUUAAAAAAAAGGAAAAUUAAAACUAAGAUUUAAAAAAUUGUAAAGAAAAAUGAGUAUCUCAAGUGCAAGAGAGACAAGGAGAUCCAAUGAAUGUAAUUUCGUUAGUAAUUAGUAUUAUUAAAAAGUGGAGCCAAAUUGAAGAUAAUUAUAAAACAUUCAAUUUGAAAAAUGAAUUAUAUAUGUAGAGUUACAAUUUAAAUAAUAAAAUUAAUUAAAGAAAUAAAAAUAAAUGUGGUAUAUAUUUAACGUGAUAUUUA
This is a messenger RNA of Episyrphus balteatus (marmalade hoverfly), 6022 nucleotides long. RefSeq names its product rho GTPase-activating protein 190 (gene RhoGAPp190). The coding region runs from base 395 to 5524 and encodes 1709 amino acids. Gene Ontology annotation, biological process: signal transduction. The transcript has 22 exons. Lineage: Eukaryota; Metazoa; Arthropoda; Insecta; Diptera; Syrphidae. The record is from RefSeq and is a predicted model, not a curated record. Gene Ontology annotation, molecular function: GTP binding; GTPase activity.